AUGCAUCGCGCGUUGCUCAUCACCGAGAUCCUUGAGCACAUAUUCGCAUGCUUGAACGAAGGCUUCGACAGGUUGGAGGGCGCCAAGAAUGGUGGCACCCUGUCUGCACUAGCGAGAACUUGCCGGGCAUUCAACGAGUCGGCACUGGACGCGCUCUGGGAAAACGUCGCCAGUCUCGAUGCUUUCGUCAAGUGUCUUCCAUCGAACGCAUGGAAGAUCAACGAUGACCCGUUUAUUGCCAUUGAAACAGAUGUGCCUCAGUCAAAGAGCACGGUGACUUAUACACGUCCUCUUACUCCAGAGGACUGGGAGAUCAUUAAGAAAAACGCUCCUCGCGUCCGCCGCUUCUACCAUAUAUCGAACGGCUGGGAUUCCUCAGACAUCCUCUGGGAGCUCGGUCUCGCCCCAAGAGACAUGCACCCUCUACUACCGAGCCUGAAGCACCUGGAAUGGCAAAUAAGAUCUGACGGCGAUCGAUCUCACAUCCGCAUGUUCCUUUCUCCCAGCCUAGAGUCGCUGCGCUACGAAGCCCAUCCACGCUGGGGCAAGAAACGCGACGCGUCGAUCCUCGCCAACAUCGGGAUCUGGUGUCCACGUCUCAAGAUCGCGCACAUCGGCUUUGGGUCGAACGUCAAGGGCGGUACUGCGGCCUUUUCACGAUCUGUCGUCUGCUGGAACCACCUGACCUCGCUGCGUUGCUCGGAACUGACGGACGAGGCCCUGCUUCACAUCGCACGCUUGCCAACUCUCCAAGACUUGUGUGUCGGGCUGACCACGGACAACGCAUUUGCCGACAUCAGGUCUCGGCUGACCACUGCCCCGUUCCCCAGUUUGACGCACGUCGAGGUCUGCUCAGUCAACUUCGCCGCGUUCAUCGCGUUCGCGACAGAAAUGAGCCUAUCACUCGUCGACGUGACACUCCUAGCUUCGGACAACCUCUGCUCACAAGCUAUGGAGGAAGUAUUCAGGGUCCUCGCGAACGGAAACCGCCAAAUGACCAGAAUACGCAUACUCGAGCACGGCGGCGAGGUCCCCAUACCAAAGGACUACGACUUCGAGAUCCGUGGGCGCACCAUGACCAUCGAGACAUUCCGGCCCCUAUUCAAGUUCGGCCAGCUCCGCACCCUGGAUGUGACCGUCAUGUGCAACCUGCUCCUCAGCGACCUAGAGAUCAUCGAGCUCGCGCGAGCAUUUCCCCUCCUUGAGAACCUCUCCUUGAACGCCGAAUACGGAUGGGCCAUGAACUCCGAGGGGCCCACGUCGCUCGUUACGCUCUACGGUCUCCUGAGCGUACUGAGCCUUUGUCGGCGUUUGCGCUUCCUCGGGCUCGAGAUUAGCGCGGAGACGACUGAGGAGCUCUUGCCCCCGCCGGAAGGGCUCCGACACGCGAUAUAUGCUGGCAUGCCAGUGAAUCGCUUCAUACGCACGCUCCGCGUCGGCAACGCGAAAAUCAACGAGCCCGAGGCUGUCGCAAGGCUGUUGUUCGCUGUUAUGCCGAAGCUCUACCGGAUAGUCGCGUGGAGCUCGAAGUAUUCGAGAGAGUAUGAAGACGACGCGGAGGAGUGGGAGCAGGACCUGGUGCGCUACAGAAAGCGGUGGAGUAGGACAGAGGUGAUCGUUUCUCGCCUCCGCUUGGGGCUUCCUGUGAACGUGGAUGAUGAAGAAUCUUCAGAGGAUGAGGAGAUGGGCACGGAUGUGGAUCUAAGCGACAGUGAAGGGGAAUCGGAUAGUUCAGAGGGCGACGAUAUGCAAGAAUCUGGAGACGAAGACGAAUCUGACGUAUCAGAGGACGACGACAUGGUCGGAUCUGAAGACGAGGACGACAUCAUGGAGUCUGACGACGAAGAUCUGAACGCGGAUGAGGGGUAGAUCGCGCUUGUUUUGAUGUGCAUCUCAGGAAGCACGCCGCGGAAGGUACGUCAGGCCCUUGGACACACAAUUCGCUCUUCGCCAGUACUAUGCUGCAUUCUCGAAGAC
Coniophora puteana RWD-64-598 SS2 is the source of this 1977-nucleotide messenger RNA. RefSeq lists its product as uncharacterized. The record is from RefSeq and is a predicted model, not a curated record. The transcript is spliced from 3 exons. Bases 1 to 1869 code for a protein of 622 amino acids. Lineage: Eukaryota; Fungi; Basidiomycota; Agaricomycetes; Boletales; Coniophoraceae.